AUGAGCCGCACAAGAAAAGAUGUACAAGGUGUGAGGGAUCCCAAGGGUAAGAAAAGAAUCUCGUCACAUGAUUCCAUCAACUCCCUUGCACAAUCGAAGCUACGCAAACAUAAUAGUCCUCAUUAUAAUGAUGGAGAUUGUGUGCUUAUGAUGGCCCCUAAUCCGGAUGAUCCACCAUAUGUUGCUCAGAUUGUAGAAUCCAAGGCUAAAAAGGUGACAGUAAGAUGUCGGCGUUCUGAUUCCGAUUACUACAGUCGAUUUGAGUAUGAUAUUUAUAAGAAAAAAUUGAUUGAUGUCAAAGAUGCUGAUUGGUUGUGCAUUUGCAGGAAUCCUUACAAUCCGGAUCUGUAUGUCUAUUGUCAGAUAUGCAAAUCAAGGUUCCAUCCAUCUUGUACCAACACUGAUGCAAAGAGUUCAUGCAUUAUUUUUUGUGAUAACUGCAAGAACUCUCCUAGCCAGCCCCCACCCCCCCCCCCCCCCCCUCCCCCCCCCCCCACCCCCCCCCCCCCCCCCCCCCCACCCCCCCCCCCCCACCCCCCCCCCCCCUCCCCCCCCCCCCCCCCCCCCCCCCCCCCCCCCCCCCACCCCCCCCCCCCCCCCCCCCCCCCCCCCCCCCCCCACCCCCCCCCCCCCCCCCCCCCCCCCCCCCCCCCCCCCCCCCCCCCCCCCCCCCCCCCCCCCCCCCCCCCCCCCUCCCCCCCCCCCCCCCUACCCCCCCCCCCCCCCCCCCCCCCCCCCCCCCCCCCCCCCCCCCACCCCCCCCCCCCCCCCCCCCCCCCCUCCCCCCCCCCCCCCCCCCCACCCCCCCCCCCCCCCCCCCCCCCCCCCCCCCCCCCCCCCCCACCCCCCCCCCCCCCCCCCCCCCCCCCUCCCCCCUCCACCCCCCUUCCCCCACCACCCCCCCACCCAACCACCCAACCCCCCCCCCCCCCCCCCCCCCUCCCCCUCCCCUCACUCCCCCCCCCCCUCCUCCUUAUCCCCCCCCCCCCCCCCCAACCCCCC
Messenger RNA from Daucus carota subsp. sativus, 1002 nucleotides. Its product is annotated as formin-like protein 5. The transcript has 6 exons. The record is from RefSeq and is a predicted model, not a curated record. The annotation marks the transcript as partial. NCBI's taxonomy places the organism in Eukaryota, Viridiplantae, Streptophyta, Magnoliopsida, Apiales, Apiaceae.